Alligator sinensis (Chinese alligator) is the source of this 4098-nucleotide messenger RNA. Its product is annotated as gasdermin-A2-like. The transcript is spliced from 12 exons. Lineage: Eukaryota; Metazoa; Chordata; Crocodylia; Alligatoridae. The coding region runs from base 310 to 1668 and encodes 452 amino acids. The record is from RefSeq and is a predicted model, not a curated record.
CUUGAAAUAAGUCAAAGCUUAAUGAUUUCAGAGGCAGAGCAGAAGUUUUCUGUUCGGGAUACAACACAGGAUCUGCUGCAGUUGGAUAUCAUCUCACAGUUAAAAGAAACAGGAAUUUUCUCCAGACACGAGACAGUUGAAGAAACAAUGCUACUAAUACAUCCCACUGAGGUUGUGUCUUUCAUCCAACUACCAUGAAGACAUUAAUAAGACUCACAACACCCCUAUGAGCUAGAUGGCCCAUUGUUAACACAUCAGCAGCUUCCUUCUGUCCUGUCUUUAACUAGAUUUGGUUACAAGUAACUGAAAAUGUUCAAAACACUGGCCAAGCAGAUCAUACAGGAACUGGACUCUGAUGGGAGGUUCACUGCUGUUUCUAGCUUGGCUAGUGCCAAUAAUUACAAACCCUUCUGUGUGGUCAGGAAAGAACAGUUCAGGCUACCUUGGCAACCCAGAAAAUACCUCACCACUCCUUACAAGCUUCAAGAUGUGGCUGAGAAAGAAACAAAUAUGGGGGCAGAGGUGAAAUAUGAUGAUCCAUUCGUAUAUGAUGCGACCACCAAGCACAAAGCAGAAGCAAACCUUAGCUUUGACUCAGAGACCACAGAAGUGGACAUCAGUGGCUCAGGCUACAGUUCGUACUCAGUCUCUCAGACAUCAGUGAGGAAAGCCUACAUGGUUAAGAGAGAGCCGUGGAAAAUUGACAUGACUCACCUGUUCAUACAGCAGUUCUCAGACUCGCAGAGGACAGAGCUGUAUGUUGUGACUGAGGCUUUUGAACUAAUGGAGCCGCUGGUCAUAAAGAAGACAAUCCAGGGAGGAGGGAAUGUCCAGAUAAGUGCAGUGGAGAUGUUUGGAAUCCAGGGGCGGGGCAGAAGCAUUACAAAGAAAGCGGUGAUGAUUCCUAAGGGCACAGUGAUGGCAUACGUGGUAGAGCCGCUGAUUACCCACAAGAGAGAUUUCUGUUGCCACAAGGACAAAAACCCAAAGGCUAGGAGUUUAUUCAUGCAUGACGGUGUCAAGAAUGAGCUGGUGUCUUCACUAACAGAAUUUCAAACAGUAAAGAGCACUGUUAAAGAAGAAUAUGAGCAGUUGACAUAUCUGAGUCAAAGUCUCAAGCUCAAUCUGCUGGAAAACUUUUUGAGCUUUCUGCAGGAUGGUGACAUUAUAUCAACUGUGCAAACUCUGCUGGAAAUUUCCCUGGCUGGGGGUGAACCUAUGCACUCAGUGUUGGAUUCCCUGGAUGAAAAUCUCCAGCCUCGGGUGGAAAAGUUGCUUCAGGACUUAGGGGUUUUUCAAGAGGGUGAAAGAGGAGAAGCACAUUUAUUAUGGCAACCAUUACACUUCCUGUGUUCUUCUUUAGAAGAUCUGGACUCUAGAAUGCUGCCCCUCCUUGCAACCUGUCUGGAGCAGAAAAUGGUGGUCAAGCAGCUUAAAUUGAUGGAUGGCAUUUUGGAAUGGAUUCUUUCCAGUGACAAAGGAAGCAUGUUCGGCCCGGCCUUUUUCCUGGCAGAAGAAGAACUUGACAUAACUAUAGAAAUGUUGCAUAUCUGUGGAGUGAUGCCAGAGACGAACAGAUCUCUCACCUGUAUUUGGAACAAAGCAGCCCAGUCAAAUCUGACUGCAUUGUAUGCAUCCUUGUAUGGUUUCUGGAUUUUAAGUGAAUAAUGCCAUUUUAAAGGGGGGCUGUUAAAAUAUUACAAAAUGCAGAUCAACAUACAUCUACAAACCUUUACACUAAAGUAUGAGCUUUGCUAAGGUCACUUGAAAUAUCUGACCCUAAGCAUCUCAAGGCUAGAAUCUCCUUUGGGUACUCAUUAGAAAAGAGGGACUGAUUUCUAAGGGCCGUACCUGCCAUCCAUUUUAAGCAGAAUUCACUAUUGAUUUCAUCAGGGAAUUCUGCUUAAAUAUGGAUGGCACAACAUGGCCCUGGGUACUGCGAUCUAUCAGAUAAAACUCUAGAAAUUGGAUACAAACUACUCUGGAUGACUGUAAAAAGGAGUAAUUUCCCUUACCUCAAUAUUGACUUUAUUGCAGUAAAUUGCAAGGACUGUCAGCAACCCUGGUGUGCAGAAUAACAGCAAGGAAAAAGGUACAUUAUUCCAUAAACAACAAAUUAAGGGCAAAAUACAUCACACAAUCCCAUCUGAUAUAAUUUUUCCCAAGCACACAGCAAGUUCAGUUGCAUGGUGUACACAGUGAGCCUUUGGUAUAUGCCAGCUGCUGUGUGCAAGAAAAGGUGGUGAUGUUAACAUAAAUCUGAAUGUGGUCAUAGGAAAAGAGGCGAUCCAGUAUGAAAACCAGUGAAAGUGAGGUCACAACAGCAGUAUAGUCAGGGUCACCAUUCUCACUCUACAGUGCUUUAUGGACAAUAAGAGCCAGAGCUCCACGGAAAGAGAGAAAGAAGAGGUGAGUGCAAUGACCACCUGUCCUAGAGUCUUUUUUUUAGAUUGGUCUAUUGUCAGGCUUUCAGAUGAGGUGGACCAUCACUUGGCAGUGUUAAGAACAGGUGUAAUGUGCAUAGUAAAGGUGGGUGUGUACAUGUGGCAGGUGUCACUGUAAGCACUGAUGUCACUGAUGGUGAUGUUUGCAGCAGUGGGAGGAAUAUGUGGUCUAUAGCAUACAAGUAACUCACCAAUUAAUAUUUUGGAGAAAUGCCUAAAAAAGGAUAGAUCUUUUAUUAAACUUAUUUAUAGAAUGUUCUAAACACAUAGAUAUCACUUUAAUAAGUGUAGUAUAGAUGCCAAGAUAAGCCAAAACAGAUCAGCCUCCCUUAUUUUCCUAGGUUUUGAAAGCAAUAUCUAAGUAAAUAUUUCUCUUUCAGAUCACCUAUUGAGCAUAUCACUCUUACUCCUUCAUCAUUUAUAUUACAUGCAUCCCUGUGUGUGCUCUCUGUUUGUGUGCUUAUGUUCAUCCUGAGCAGUCAAAGUUUAGUCAAGGUUUGUCUAACGAUUUGUGUCUGUUUUUAAGAUUUAUCAUCUUACUUAUAUGGCUAAUUUAGUUUUGGUCCAUAGACAUACAUUUGAUGUCAGUAGCUUUCAAACAGACUAGAGAUCUCUAUUAAAGAGAUUUGAACUAGACCAUGUUUCAUCACUUAUAAGUCUCCAAUUUAUUUGGAGAACGGUUUUCCCCCUAAUAUUUACUGCAGCUUUUGUCAUUUCUAUAAGUGCUGGCAUCUGAGACAUCUGAAACCAGACAUGACUAGUGAGGCAUGUAGCUAACUAAAGGGAAUUUGCCAAGCAUAUGGGUGUUUCAUACUGAGGUAAAGUUAUCAGCCACAGAUGACACAGUGAAUGCCUUACUUUGAAUGAGGAAAUAUGUUCGUUCACUUUCACAUUGUAUGACUCACUAACUUAAUUUUCUGACCUGCUGUAGAUUUAUCUGUCAAAAUCAGUAACGAGAGAAUUAGCAGUUUGAGUUCUGUACAAAUCUUUUUAUAGCAUAGUUACAUUUUUGUUAUUAACUUUUAAACAAUUCUUAUCUAGGGCGUGUGGAUAACCAGUUUUGCUCAUCCAAUAGUAGUAGUUUUUGUUUGUUUGUUUGUUUUUGUUUUUGGUUUUUUUUGCUGUAAGUAAAGCAAAAUCACAAGGACAAACUUUUGAAAAAUGAUAUGACUGUAUGUAAUAUAAUCACCAUCCUUGUAAGCCUAAUACUUGUGGUUCAGUUUUUCCCCACAGAUCAACAUCAGUGUGAUUAGAAGUGUUGCACAAUGUGCCAAAUUUUAAAAUCUUUACUGAGGAUCCUUAAUGUUAAAGGGGACAGUUUUUAUUAGUAAACUCUGUAUAUUGGGGAACCUAGGAGGGUGAUUCUCUCCUGCAAAGGAAGUGAAGGGACUCUACCCCAUUUAAUCCAUCUAUGUAGACAGGGACAGAGCUAGGAUUUUGAAAGGGGUGUGCAGAUGUGAUGCAUCAUCACAGAGAACAUAACACAUAUUUUUCUCCAGGUAAAAAGAAACUAGAAGCUUUACUAAUAUUCUAGGGGCCUAGAGCUAUAUUAUUCAUAUUAAAAUUGAAGUGAAAAUAAAUACAACUUUACUAGAAUGUGUAUUCAUUUGAUAUAUGUAAUUUGCUAUAUUAUGUAUUAAAAACACAACAAACU